Molecule: messenger RNA, 1622 nt
Organism: Tachyglossus aculeatus (Australian echidna)
Lineage: Eukaryota; Metazoa; Chordata; Mammalia; Monotremata; Tachyglossidae
Product: zona pellucida sperm-binding protein 3-like
Biological process (GO): binding of sperm to zona pellucida; egg coat formation; positive regulation of acrosome reaction
Cellular component (GO): extracellular matrix
Molecular function (GO): acrosin binding
Source: RefSeq, a predicted model, not a curated record
AUGAAGAGACUUGGGAGCAUUCUAGUUCUCCACACUCCCAUAACUGUGGUGUUCCCUUUCAUUGAUGUACUUGAGACCAAAGGCAAGAUGGAUAACAGAUCCUUUCCUCUAGAUUUCUCUUACCCUCCUCCUUUGCCUGCUAUUGAGUAUGAGGGAGCGUUCGAGUCUGUGGUGACUGCUCCUGUUGCCGUCCCUGGGGUCAUGGUUGUAGCAGAAGAGGGUGGUUGUGAAAGAGAGAGGAUGGGUCAGAAGGCUGUUGUGAGGUGGCUAGUGGUAGGGAUCAUUGGCUGGGUUAUUGCUGCCCUAGAAGGCCUCCCUAAUGCCACCUUGAGUCUCUCACCCCCAGGCUCUAGCUCCUGGAAACAAGAAAAGAAGUUUUUGCUUGCCCGGUCCUUCCAAGAGGCCCCUGGGGGAACACCUUUUUCUCAGCUACAUUCUGUUGAAGUGCAAUGCCUAGAAAAGCAGAUGACCAUCAGUGUCCAGAGGGAUCUGUUUGGGACCGGCAAGCUGAUUAAGCCUUCAGACUUGAGUCUCGGUCCGAGGGACUGCCGGCACACUGCGCUCCGGGCACCCGAGGACACUGUGGUCUUUGAAAUUGGGCUCCAUGAGUGUGGCAGUAGGCUUCAGAUGACCAAUGACCGUAUGACCUAUAGCAUUAAUCUCUACUACAAUCCAGCCCCUGCUAGUAACCCUGUGAUCCUCCGGGCUAUUCCAGCUGUUAUCCUCAUUGAGUGCUCCUACCCAAGGAGAAACAAUGUGAGCAGCCAAGCCAUCAAGCCAACAUGGCUUCCUUACCGCUCCACACUGAGUGCCGAAGGAAAGCUGGACUUCUCCCUGCGCCUGAUGACGGAAGAUUGGAGUGCUGAGAGGACUUCUUCGAACUUCCAUCUGGGUGAUGUCCUUUACAUUCAAGCCGAUGUCAAUGCUGGAAACCACAUACCUCUGAGGCUCUUUAUUGAGAAAUGUGUAGCCACACAGACACCUGAUGAGGAAUCUAGACCUCAAUAUGCCAUUAUUGAUUUCAAAGGAUGCCUAGUAGAUGGCCAGUCAGAAGAGAGCACAUCUGCCUUCAUUUCUCCAAGACUCAAGCAGGAAACUCUCCAGUUCACAGUUGAUGCCUUCAAAUUCACAGACGAUGUCACAAACUUGAUCUACAUUACAUGCCACCUAAAGAUAACUGCUGUUGACCAUGUACCAGAUCCCUCCAACAAAGCCUGCUCAUUUAACAAAGCAGGCAGAAUAAGUGGCUGGAUUCCUGUGGAAGGUGCUAAUGAGAUCUGCAGCUGUUGUGAAACUGGUAAAUGUGCAUCUCCAAGACUGAAGAGAUCCAACCCACCACACAAUGUGAUGCCUGUAAACAAAACAGAAGCUGUUGUCACACUUGGGCCACUGUUCUUUGGAGAUAUUGCUUCUAGCCCCAGCCCCUUUGCAGACCAACUGGAGCUGACCACACCAUUGCAAGAUGCAGAACAGCUGCCAAUACUCUUGCUGCUCCUGGGCCUUGGAUUGGGUGCUAUAAUGUUUCUGACCCUUAUCACUGUGGGGAUUCUUCUGGGGCUCAAGAGAUACAGACGAUCUCUGACUGCUUAAUGAAAUAAAGAUGUAUGCAAUCUGACCAGCCA